Knipowitschia caucasica is the source of this 2466-nucleotide messenger RNA. Lineage: Eukaryota; Metazoa; Chordata; Actinopteri; Gobiiformes; Gobiidae. The record is from the annotation of a GenBank genome assembly.
AUGGCGGCGUCAAAGCCCGUAGAGCCGCAGUCCAGCACUGGUCUGCCCCGGUGGCAGCUCGCCUUGCUGGUCGGGACCCCCAUAGUGCUGGGCGUGGGGGCCGUGUAUCUGUGGAACCGCCGCCGGGGGAAGGAAAGCCGGGGAAAAGGCACCGGGGAGAGGAAGACUCCUGAAGGCAGCGCCAGUCCCGUGCAGGGCCAGGACGGGAAAGCACCAGAAGAGACCCCGCUGAGCCCGUUGGACAAAGCCCAAGCAGCAAAGAACAAAGGGAAUAAAUACUUUAAAGCCGGGAAGUAUGAGAACGCGAUCCAGUGCUACACAGAAGCCAUCAGCCUUUGUCCCACGGAGAAGAAGAACGAUCUGUCCACUUUCUACCAGAACAGAGCCGCAGCCUAUGAACAGCUGAGUAAAUGGACAGAGGUGAUCCAGGACUGCACACAAGCUGUUGAGUUGAAUCCACGUUACAUCAAGGCCUUGUUCCGGCGAGCAAAAGCCCUGGAGAAACUUGACAACAAGAAAGAGUGUCUUGAAGACGUGACGGCGGUCUGUAUUCUGGAGGCUUUCCAAAACCAACAGAGUAUGCUAUUGGCCGACAAAGUGCUCAAGCAACUCGGCAAAGAGAAAGCGAAAGAAAAGUACAAGAAUCGGGAACCCAUGAUGCCUUCUCCUCAGUUCAUCAAGUCUUACUUUAGCUCCUUCACCGACGACCUCGUCUCACAUCCGCUACAAAAGGGAGAGAAGAAAGAUGAAGAUGAAGACAAGGACAAAGAGGGGGAGGCGGCGGAGGUCUCUGAGAGCUCGGGCUACGUGAAAGCGAAGCAGUUCAUGGAGGAGGAGAACUACGACAAAAUAAUCAGUGAAUGCACGAAGGAGGUGGACUCUGAGGGUCGGUACACUGCUGAGGCCCUGCUCCUGCGCGCCACAUUCUAUCUCUUGAUUGGAAACGCAACCUCCGCUCAGCCGGAUCUGGACCGAGUCAUCAAUAUGAAGGACGCCAAUGUCAAGCUCUCCUCUCUGUCAGGCAUGUCUACGGCUACCACCCCCGCCAAAGGGUCGGAUCCGAAGCCGAAGGAGGCAUCCCGCUCAUGUCCCGCGUCAUGCGGGUCUGCCAUCUCAGGCAGGGACCCUCACCCUAUGUGCAUAACCUGCAUGGGCGCUAAACACGCUCAGGCAGCGCUCGCUGACCGCGAGUCCUGCGGGUAUUGCGCAUCUAUGCCUGAGAAAAUAUUGGAGAGGAGGCUCAGAGUUGCGGUGGCUCAUCCCCACGACCCGUUGCUGGCGGGGACCACCGAUAAACCCACAGCCGUCACUCAACAGCCCCGUAAGACUGAACUAUGGUCAGAUAUGCUGAAUGACGAUGACGCUGAUAUGCCGCCAUUAUUCGAGGACCUGCUCGAAGUGGACCCAGGCGACGAGGGCGCAGACGGCGAUGAUGCCGCUUCUGACUUCCUCGAGGCUGUGGAUAUGGAUGAUGUGGAGGAGGACUCUACAUUCCCAGCGGCCCAGUCCCGACCCUCCAGCGCAUCUGAGGCUGCGACUCCCGUCGAUAGCAGCCUAUAUGAUGUGUGCAAGCGCGCUGCCGCCAAGCUUAACAUAACCUGGCCAGCCGCUGUAGAUGCGGAGGAUGGGGAAAGGGAUUUAUAUGACGGUAAACGGCUCCCGCCAGCGCAUCCACCUCCGAAGCAACUUCUCCCUGCUGUCAGCGCAUGCAUGAGAGAGGUGGGGAGGUUUUGGAAUAACCCACUUAGGAGCAAGCUUCCUGUACAGGGCUAUUCAAAGCUGGAGAUCCAUGGGAUGAAGGAGCUGGGGUUGGCCGAACCCCCAGCGGUGGAGCCUUCAGUGGCUUUUCACCUCCAUCCUAAUCGCCGUUCCGUCUCAGCCUCAAGGGAACUACUUGAGGAAAUGGGACAACAGCUGGACUCCGGGUCUCCUAACCCGGUCCUCUGGGAGGAAAUCUGCGUGGUAAAUGACCUCAUCCUACGCUCUACUCGUGGAGCUGUCCAGGGCUGCGGCCAUGUCAUGGGACUGGCCGUAGCGGGUGAGAGGGGUCUAUGGCUCAACCACUCAGGUCUGACAGACGCUCAGAAGGCUGAAGUUAUGGACACUGCUUAUGACCCUACCAAAGGUCUAUUUGGUCCGGCCCUGGAGAAGAUGAAGGAAACCAGUACCCUCCGUAAAGAGGAGGGUGCGGCCUUUAAUCUUUGUCUGCCAAGGAAACAACCUCCUCGUCCAGCGCAGCCCCAGAGAGCGGGCCCCUCUGGACAGACAGGCCCCAGGGUUCCCAGGGCGGGCCCUGGGCCGCAGAGGGGGGCAACCCAGCACCCUGGCCAGCAUUCCAACCAGCAUUCUGGCCAGCAGCAACGGCCAGGCAACUCCAGACCAUGGGGAAAACACUCCUAUGCUGCGGCUGCAGCAAAAAACCGCUCUUCUCAGCCCGGGGAGAGCAAAAAGAAGCGCAAUUCCUAG